Messenger RNA from Amoebophrya sp. A120, 4076 nucleotides. Lineage: Eukaryota; Dinophyceae; Syndiniales; Amoebophryaceae. The record is from the annotation of a GenBank genome assembly.
AGCGACCUGAGGAGAGGAAAGAGAACAAGAGCAAGAGAGUAAGUAGACAUAGUUUCAGUAGAAUCGCCAUUACAUGAAAAGUGCUACUGUGCAGGGAGUUGCACAACGAUAGCUGCCCGACAGAGGGCAUGACUGUCAGAGACCUUUAGGUGCUAGUGUGAUCACAUGUGAUUGAAGUUUUGUUUUUCUGGUCCUGCCAAAUAAUUGGACGAGGCAGGGACGGCGAUAUCGACGUGAUUUAGCUUGACUUUAUACAGUGCCACACACUGCAUUCCUUUGAAUGCUUUUAUUCCAGAUCCCUCAGAAAAAUUUGCUUAAGCGCACCUAUUGCGUCCGUUUAUCAAUUCAAUUACUUACUCCCGCUAUUUUUAUUGUCGAAAAGGACAGCGAGUACUUCUUGCUAUUUGUAUUUGAUGCAGCAGCCACUUUUAUUUCAGUGUAUGAUAUUAAAAAAGUUGAAAAGAAGUGAACACCGAGACGGCAAUAAAGCUGAAAAGCGAUCUUUACGGUGCCUUUUCCUACGGGAUGCACUAGUAGACCGUGCAUCAUCAGAGAAGCACGGGAAAGAAAUUUCACUUUGAUGUAGUUCCAAUUUGUGUAGUUUGUUGCUUGAGGUAGUUGAGCUUGAAGCUUGUAUCGGGGCUGCUUCAACAUCUCCUUGUGAAGUUUAGUGCAGGACAAGGCUGCAAAAAUGGUUGGUUGUUGCGGGGCCACGUCGCCAAGCAAGCUGAGGAUGGAUGGGGAAGGCGAAGCGGCAAAGACCCCGACCACACCGGAUGAGAAGAAGAAACAGGACGACGACAAAAAAGGCGUGACCUUCGACAAGGACGUAGUGUACCGGGACUCUGCCGCACCCCCACUGCAAGCCGGGAUGUCCUCCCCAGAUCGGGGAAGAUACAGCCAGACACGGCCAAAAGCGAUACCUCAGUUCGAGACCGGGCCGGCACCAAGGCCAGCCGACGAAGUGCUGAACAACGACGAAACGGCCAUCAUAGUAGUGGACUUUCAGCACGAUUUCAUGGGUAUCCACAUGGCAAAAGAGUCGCAUGAAGAUAUUACGCACCACUGCGAUAGCAGUACUGUGCUUGAAGUCGAGACGUUCUUCUUGCUUCUUUGUCGACAUUAUAGACGCAUCAUUUAACGACACAUGAAACAAAAAUUUGUAUUUUCAAGUUGUAGCUUUUAAUUUCGCUUUAUGCGGUUGCGGUGCGUCGAUAUUAUUCCCGAUUCUUUUGCAGCGGAUAAGUAAAGGGGGCAAUCUAGCCGUCAGCGGCGCGGAUUAUGGAAAAUACAAGGAUGACGUCGUCGCCUUUGUUGAGAAAUGCAGGGGGAAGGGAAGGUAGAUUUCUCUAGUAUUAGCCGAUUCGAGACUGCCUUCGAUUCUACUUCUCUUGUUUACGUGUAUUGAAACAAGUGUGUGGCAGCGUCUUUGUGUUUUCUGCAACAAAAAAGCUGCUGCCUUUGUUGUUGACGCUCUGCUUACGUGUCAAAAUUACAUCUUCAUCAGGGUCAUCGUGUGGUCCCAAGACUGGCACCCAGAAGAUCAUCAGAGCUUCGCAAAAAAUCACGACGGCGGGGUGCCAUUUACGUACGAAAAGAAAAAAGAAUGUUGCGAUGUGGAGAAGUGCUAGGACCUUUCAUGGACGCGUGCGAUGAUGAAACGCAGCGCAAAUUUUAGUCGAGCCCCAAGACCUGCUGUCAAUGCAAACAGCGUCCUCAUAAAAAGUAGGAUUUUUUUUAUUGCAGUUGCAGACAUGCGAUUGCGAAGGAAAUUUUGCAUUCAUUCCUGAGCUGCUGGCGCCCCCGCCUCCUCUCUUCCUGCAGUUGUCGUGGUGGUGGCCCGUCAAAAAUCGCAAAGACUUUUUUCCUUUCCAUGCCGCUCAAAAAAAGCUUUCGAGACCUAAGGAAUCGGGCGAAAUAAUCGACACGGACCAGGUAUAGCAGACGAUAAAAAUGGAAAUUUGUUGGGCCGAAAUCGAUGCUGAAUGUUCUGUAGUCGAUCAUGGGUGUAGUGGAAUGGUCUAGUACUUCGUUUAUUAUGUUAUACAUUCACAUACACAUUAUAGUGGGUUUGGCUUAUUGAUGUGUGACGUUCACAAUCACAGACUCUUUGGCCGGUGCAUUGCGUCCAAGGCUCCAAGGGCGCGGAGUUCGUCACCGAGGUAAGAGAGGGAGAAUUCGUCCAGCAAAAGGGUACCAUGCCUCCCUGGGAUAGUUACUCGGCUUUCAUGGAUGACGGGGGACAUCCGACGGGCCUCGCUGACCAUCUGAAGAAUAAGGUACUCAAAAACUAAAACAGUUUCUUUUUCCUGAAAGAUGCAUGAUGCUUUUCAUGCUCUUCCUUUUUCAUGCAUCCCUGUAUCCCGAUCCGCUUCAACAUCCUCCGGACGAUUAUGAUUGAUGAAGCGAAUGAAGUAAAAGUGGAGAAAAGUUCGAAAGAACAUCACCCAACAGGGCAUAAAAGCAACGGUGUGUUUCGGGUUGGCGCUGGAUUUCUGUGUGUAUUUUACGGCCAAAGAUUCCUGCCAGUCCGGAUUUUCCACGUACUGGAUACCGGAGCUCUGCCGUGGCAUCGACCCCGAAUUUGAGAACUCGAAGUACGAUACCGCAGGGUGUUACACCAUCACCCUACCGGAGGCCAACAAGGCACUGGAAUAGUAUAGAGAAGGUGCUGGUGGUGGGGGGACUUCCUGUAGUUUCUCUAUGAUGAAGAUUUUUACCCCUCGAUGUAGCAACUUCUCGGCCGCGGCCGUGCUAUCUCAGGCCCGGAGAACAACUGGCACGUGCUGCGAAGUAGAUGUCUAAGCUACUUAUUGUGCACAAUAAAUAUUUAUUAGUUUCAAUAUAAAUCAAAAUCAUCCUUUUAGUUUUAUGGCAGCCAGCGAGAUGAAGAUCUCACGUGGAUGAAUAAUCUUCUACCAGCCAUUGCAUAGAAGAGCUAGAGCGGCUUGUCGCCGUCUUAUGUAGUUUGUCCAUAAUAAGGCUUUGCCGUGCUGGUAUAUUACUCCACCUAGGUGUGACCUAGAAGAGCUGCAGAAGAAGCACAAGAAGAAUCAAUGCAUGUUGCUCCUGCUACUCGAACAUGUUGCACAGGUUAUUCGUUCUUGCAAGCGAUUCAGCCGAGAUCAAAUCAAGAUUUAUAUAUUUGGAAAAGUGCUGUUGACUAAUGUACUACACCCUUGAAGAGGUUUGCACAGCUCUGCACAGCAGUAAACACAACCUUAACCUCCAGACGAGAAUCUUGAGCCGAAACGUGCUUCUGUUUUGUUGCCCUGCGUUAAUAGUACAUAGGAGUUUUUACCCGCCCUGCUGGCAGCGAUUUUCUUGUGACGACCUGCAAAAUCUAAACGUCCGCACGAGCUACAAAGUGAUCUCCUUUGUUAUCAUCUUCAAGCAUGAAAAACGUAAAGGAGAAGAACAGAUGACGGGAAAGUACUCUACUAACUAGUCCUCGGAGAAGAUAGACUUUGUCUCACGCACGGCAGAACGCGCGUUGCGACAAACGCUCCCAUGGAUACACGACCUCCACCUUCGCGACAUACAGAUUGAGAUUGCCUCCUCUACAGUAAUCAAAAGCCCCGCCCCCACCAGCAACACUUCAUCGGCUAGCGAAUGGGAAUGCUAUGUAUCCCUCCAAAUUUACGUAUUGAUAUGUGAUACUGAUGAAAUUGUGCGACGUGGUGAUGAAAGUGAGAACUCGGUGGCACGUCCAGAAUAUUUACAUGAAAAUGAUAUUAGCGAUAACCAGUUGUUGAUAACGAAAUAUCGAAAUAUUCGUUUCCUCAUUCUUGCACAGGCACAUCGACAUCUUCAUCAUAUUUUUCGUCAUCUUCCCUUACCCUUGCCCUUAUGCCACUACCCGUCCCUGUUGCCGCCCCACGACACUUGAAGAAAGAAACUGUACACCUCUAUUGCCUACUAGAAUUGCGAUUGCCUGAUCACCUGGAAGAUGUCUAAAUGUUCAUGUAUCACACACAUUGUGAAAAGAGACGUGAAAAGAGACGACCUUGCUGUUCUCAUGAUUCAUCAUUCCAUCACAACUUGAUGUGGUGGCAAGUACAAAAAAGUGAACGUAU